UCACGCAUACGUCAGAGGUCGAAGUUGAAUCUUGACGCAGGCGGGCUCGUGGUGGUUGGAAGAGUCGCGGGAAACGUCUAAAAACAAACCUGCGGCGCGUGAAGGUGAGCGGCUCGGUUUCUCUUUGAUCCGGACGCGGCUAGAGAGCAGCGGCUACCGCGCGCGCGCUGGUAAGGAACGGCCUCGCGGAGGAGGAGGGGGAGACGGAGCGGAAGAAAUGGCGGAGCGACCAGAGGACCUGAACCUCCCCAACGCGGUGAUCACCCGCAUCAUCAAGGAGGCGCUCCCAGAUGGGGUGAACGUGUCCAAAGAAGCCCGGCGAGCCAUCUCCCAGGCAGCCAGCGUGUUUGUGUUGUAUGCAACCUCCUGUGCCAAUAACUUUGCCAUGAAGGCCAAAAGGAAAACUCUGAACGCAGGAGACGUGCUAGCAGCGAUGGAGGAGAUGGAGUUCGAGCGAUUCCUGGAGCCGCUCAGAGAAGCUCUGGAAGUGUACAAGAAGGACCAGAAGGGAAAGAAGGAGGUGAGCGAGCAGAAGCGCAAAGAUAAGGAGAAGAAGGUCGACUCUGGAAAUGAGAAAAGCAGAGAGGACGAAGAGGGUGAGGAGGAAGAGGAGGAGGAGCAGCAGCAGUGCAUGGAGGAGGAACCUGAGGAGGAACCUGAAGAAGAGGAAGUGGAGAACUGAGGCAAAAACACAGCUGUUAUCUCGCCUCGGAUCAUCUUCAACCUUUAGUAGGAUUCUCCAGACCUGACAACAGAAAGACUUACCUGGUGAUCCUGAUCCGUUUCAUCUUCUUCAUACAUUCUUAGAGGAAACCUUCAGCUGAACAUGUCCAGAACCUGGACUGGAGUCAUGCUCUCCAGUGUCUCUAAUUAACUAUUUGUCAGAAGUCAGGUCUUUGUUCUUCUUGUGUUUCUCAAAGAAACUUAACUUUUAAAGGAUCUUCAGACUCGAGGUUCUGAUGUUCUUCACGCAGGUCAGAAUGGUUGUCGUUGCCACACCUGAUGUUCAUCACCUGUACUUUUGUAGACUUGUCUAUGACCCUUGAGAUCUUUCAAUAAAUGUUUUGUAGAAAAAUGAA
Messenger RNA from Girardinichthys multiradiatus, 1079 nucleotides. RefSeq names its product polymerase (DNA directed), epsilon 3 (p17 subunit) (gene pole3). Gene Ontology annotation, molecular function: protein heterodimerization activity; chromatin DNA binding. Lineage: Eukaryota; Metazoa; Chordata; Actinopteri; Cyprinodontiformes; Goodeidae. The record is from RefSeq and is a predicted model, not a curated record. Bases 218 to 682 code for a protein of 154 amino acids. The transcript is spliced from 4 exons. Gene Ontology annotation, biological process: leading strand elongation; heterochromatin formation; DNA damage response. Gene Ontology annotation, cellular component: epsilon DNA polymerase complex; CHRAC.